Molecule: messenger RNA, 792 nt
Organism: Phytophthora infestans T30-4
Lineage: Eukaryota; Oomycota; Peronosporomycetes; Peronosporales; Peronosporaceae
Product: 3-deoxy-manno-octulosonate cytidylyltransferase, putative
Exons: 2
Coding region: 1-768 (255 amino acids)
Cellular component (GO): cytosol
Molecular function (GO): 3-deoxy-manno-octulosonate cytidylyltransferase activity
Source: RefSeq, a predicted model, not a curated record
AUGAAGGCGUUGGGCGUGAUCCCGGCGCGACUGGGCUCGACGCGCUUUCCAGGGAAACCGUUGACCGAGUUCUUUGGUAAGACUAUGAUUGAACACACCUAUGCAGCAGCAGAGGGAUCAAAAUUGCUGUCGAAAGUAGUUGUGGCAAGUGACAGCGAGCGCGUGCUGAGGGUCAUUCAGGGCGUUGGUGGCGACACGGUGCUCACUGGAGCCUGUAAUACGGGCACAGAUCGAAUUGUGCAGGCGCUGCACCUUAUGGGUUCUGAGGAGCUAAACGAGUACGAUAUCGUGGUGAACAUUCAGGGCGAUGAGCCAGGCGUGAACCCGAGACACAUUGAUAUGUGCAUCAAGGCGUUGCGUGGCGCUGGACCUGACAGCGUGAUGAGCACUCUAGCUACACCGAUAUUUGACGAGCGAGAGGCCCGUAGUCAAGAUUCAGUCAAAUGUGUAGCUGAUCGUAAUAGCAACGCGCUCUACUUCUCGCGAGCAAUGAUCCCGCAUUCCAAGACCGGCAUAUUCUCUCCUGAAACAACGGCAUAUCUUCGCCACGUUGGGAUGUACGCGUUCCGUAAGGAUUUUUUGCUGGAGUUUCCGACUUUACCUCCUUCGGAUCUUGAAGAGUCUGAAGAUCUGGAGCAGCUUCGAGUGCUGUCCGCAGGGUAUCGGAUCAAAUUAGUGCAAGUGGAUUCAACCUUGCCAGGCGUCGAUACACGCGCAGAUCUCGAUGCCUUGAAGUCGCGGUGGCCUGCUCGUGCAGAAACCAAUUAGACAGACCCAGUUUUUGAGAUGGUA